This is a messenger RNA of Branchiostoma belcheri (Belcher's lancelet), 1536 nucleotides long. Its product is annotated as probable G-protein coupled receptor 101. NCBI's taxonomy places the organism in Eukaryota, Metazoa, Chordata, Leptocardii, Amphioxiformes, Branchiostomatidae. Gene Ontology annotation, molecular function: G protein-coupled receptor activity. The record is from RefSeq and is a predicted model, not a curated record. Gene Ontology annotation, biological process: G protein-coupled receptor signaling pathway. Gene Ontology annotation, cellular component: membrane.
AUGGAAGGCUUCCCCAACGCGAGCGUGUUCGAUCAGGACUUUUACAACAGCACGAACUUCAGCACCGUGGAGACGGCCGUGGCGGCGGCGAUCCCGCUGGAUGUGGGUCCGCAGAUCCCCCGGAUCACCACGGGUCUGCACGCCGCGUCCCUCGCACUGGUGCUAGCUUGCGCCCCCAUCGCCAGUGCCAUCGUUCUCGUCAUCCUCUUCCGCAAACCUCAGCUGCUGACCAUCAGUAACAGGUUCGUCUGCAACCUCCUAGUCGUGGACUUGUUCCAGUCGCUACUGGUGGUUCCCUUCGCCCUGGUGAGCACCAUAGCUCAGGACUGGAUCUUCGCCGACGCCUUCUGCAAAGUCACGGCGAUCCUGCUGCACCUGUUCCUGCACGUCGCCGUCAUCACCGUGGUCAUCAUCUCGGUGGACCGCUACCUGGCCAUCCUGCACCCGCUGUCCUACAACGACCGCAUGACCCCGAACACGUCCAUGUACCUGAUCGGCUUCGCCUGGGUGCUGGGAGCCGUGCAGAGCACGCCGCCGCUGUACAAGGUGGGCAGCUUCGGCUUCGACCCGGACCAGCUGACCUGCACGGUCCUGUGGACGAACACGAACAGUUUCCCCUACGCCAUCUACCAUUCACUAGCUGCCUUCUGGUGCCCGCUGGUCAUCAUGGGCCUGGGGUACUGGCAGGUGUUCCUGGCCGCCAGGAAGCAGCACAAGCUCAUCUACCCCUCCGUGAAGAGACGGACUCUGCACAAGGGGAUCGUGGAGGCCGCGGUGUCGUGUGCCGUGCUCCCCGGACCCCCGGCCCACAACCCGUCCCUGGCGACCGCCCGCUCCCGGUCCCUGGACGACCUGCGCCGACCCCGCCGAACCUUCCGCAUGGCGUCCCGCCGCAUCAAGAGGAUGCAGAAGGACUGUAAGGGCAAAAUCGUCUUCAUCGUGAUGGCGACGCACCUGCUCAGCAUAGGGCCACACACGGCCCUGGUGCUGGUCAAGGCCACCAGCCCGGACAUCCCCGUCCCGGCCUACGCGGGGGCGCUGGUCAUCUGCCUGUACUUUCUGCAGACCUGCCUGCACCCCUGUGUGUACGCCUACGUGCACCGCUCCAUCAGGAGGGAGGUGGCCCUGCUACUGUGCCGCAGUCACUCCGCACAGGUGGUGCCGUGGGACGAUAACAUCAACAUCAACGGCCAGACGUCCAACAACGCCGGGGGCCAGGUCCGCCGCUGCCUCAGCCUGACGGAGAACAUGACCUACACGGCCCCGCCCACCCUGCCGGGGGAGACGUUCGUCCGACACUCGGGGCCGCUGCCGACCCUGACCGAGACUACCACGGACGUGGACCUGGGGCACGCCGUCAGGAAGGUCAUCGUCGUGUCCUCAACGGCGUCCCUGUGAGGAUGGGGUACUCUCAAGAGCAGACGUGAGGUGCUUUUGUAGCUUUUUCGGGCGUAAGAUUUUUGGACUGGAAACCAAGGGUGAUGGACACUCACAUGAGACACUGGACGGACACAAUUGGGGACACUGCAGACUAAA